Messenger RNA from Arabidopsis thaliana (thale cress), 11033 nucleotides. It is a transcript of the gene SYD, whose product is annotated as P-loop containing nucleoside triphosphate hydrolases superfamily protein. Gene Ontology annotation, molecular function: histone binding; ATP binding. Gene Ontology annotation, biological process: anatomical structure morphogenesis; regulation of DNA-templated transcription; reproductive structure development. The transcript is spliced from 35 exons. The record is from RefSeq and is marked reviewed. The coding region runs from base 115 to 10704 and encodes 3529 amino acids. Lineage: Eukaryota; Viridiplantae; Streptophyta; Magnoliopsida; Brassicales; Brassicaceae. Gene Ontology annotation, cellular component: cytoplasm; nucleus.
CUUCUUCACUUGUCAGCUCUCAACGUUUCUCACCUGAAAUUUCACUUCUGCUUCGUCUUCUCGAGCCGGAUCUCUAAUUUGGAAUUCUUAUGUGAUGGUGUAAUUUAAGUUAAGAUGACGUCUUCUUCGCAUAAUAUUGAGUUGGAAGCAGCUAAGUUUCUGCAUAAACUUAUUCAAGAUUCUAAAGAUGAACCUGCAAAGCUAGCAACUAAACUUUAUGUGAUAUUGCAGCACAUGAAAACCAGUGGAAAGGAAAACACAAUGCCCUAUCAAGUCAUAUCUAGGGCCAUGGACACUGUAGUCAAUCAACACGGUCUUGACAUUGAAGCUUUGAAGUCCUCGUGUCUUCCUCAUCCUGGUGGUACCCAAACGGAAGAUUCUGGGUCUGCACAUUUGGCUGGGUCUUCCCAAGCGGUUGGAGUUAGCAAUGAGGGUAAAGCAACUCUAGUUGAAAAUGAGAUGACAAAAUACGAUGCAUUCACUUCUGGUAGGCAGCUUGGUGGAUCAAACAGUGCGUCACAAACCUUUUACCAAGGGUCUGGAACUCAAAGUAACAGAUCAUUUGAUCGUGAGAGUCCAUCCAACUUGGAUUCUACGUCUGGAAUUUCUCAACCUCACAAUCGUAGUGAGACAAUGAAUCAAAGAGAUGUCAAGUCGAGUGGAAAGAGAAAGAGAGGUGAAUCAUCACUUUCAUGGGACCAGAAUAUGGAUAACUCUCAAAUAUUUGAUAGCCACAAGAUUGAUGAUCAAACUGGAGAAGUAAGCAAAAUAGAAAUGCCCGGUAAUUCAGGUGACAUUAGGAAUUUGCAUGUUGGGUUGUCCUCAGAUGCAUUCACGACUCCACAGUGUGGCUGGCAGAGCAGUGAAGCCACAGCAAUCAGGCCUGCAAUUCAUAAAGAACCUGGAAAUAAUGUUGCAGGAGAGGGAUUCCUGCCUUCAGGUUCACCUUUUAGAGAGCAACAACUGAAGCAGCUCAGAGCCCAGUGCCUUGUGUUUCUAGCUCUUAGAAAUGGUUUGGUACCGAAGAAACUUCACGUAGAGAUUGCCCUUCGAAAUACUUUCCGCGAAGAAGAUGGUUUCCGCGGAGAAUUGUUUGAUCCGAAAGGGAGAACACAUACGUCCAGUGAUCUGGGUGGCAUUCCUGACGUCUCUGCACUGUUGUCAAGAACAGACAAUCCCACUGGAAGAUUGGAUGAAAUGGACUUCUCAUCCAAAGAAACUGAGAGAUCAAGACUAGGGGAAAAAAGUUUCGCAAAUACUGUAUUUUCUGACGGGCAAAAGCUUCUAGCAUCUAGAAUUCCCAGCUCUCAAGCACAAACUCAGGUUGCUGUUAGUCAUUCUCAACUAACGUUUUCUCCUGGUUUGACCAAAAACACACCAUCAGAGAUGGUGGGGUGGACUGGAGUAAUCAAAACUAAUGACCUCUCAACUUCUGCUGUUCAACUCGACGAAUUUCAUUCUUCUGAUGAAGAGGAAGGUAAUUUGCAACCGUCGCCUAAGUACACCAUGUCACAGAAAUGGAUUAUGGGUCGACAGAAUAAGAGACUAUUGGUUGAUCGUAGUUGGUCCCUUAAACAGCAGAAAGCCGACCAGGCAAUUGGUUCACGGUUCAAUGAGUUGAAGGAAUCUGUGAGUUUGUCUGAUGAUAUAUCUGCAAAGACCAAGAGUGUAAUAGAACUGAAAAAGCUUCAGCUGUUAAAUCUACAACGGCGAUUGAGGAGUGAGUUCGUUUACAACUUCUUCAAACCUAUUGCAACUGAUGUUGAGCAUCUAAAGUCAUAUAAGAAACAUAAGCAUGGCCGGAGAAUUAAGCAGCUUGAAAAGUAUGAGCAGAAGAUGAAGGAAGAGAGACAACGAAGAAUUCGGGAGAGACAGAAGGAGUUCUUUGGAGGGUUAGAAGUUCACAAGGAAAAACUAGAGGAUUUGUUUAAAGUUAGGAGAGAAAGGUUGAAGGGUUUCAAUAGAUAUGCAAAGGAGUUCCACAAAAGAAAGGAACGACUUCACCGUGAGAAGAUUGACAAAAUUCAACGUGAGAAGAUUAAUUUGUUAAAGAUAAAUGAUGUGGAGGGUUAUCUCCGAAUGGUGCAGGAUGCCAAGUCAGAUCGAGUAAAGCAACUACUCAAAGAGACUGAAAAGUACCUUCAGAAACUUGGAUCCAAGUUAAAAGAGGCUAAAUUGUUGACCAGUCGAUUUGAGAAUGAGGCAGAUGAAACGCGUACGUCAAAUGCUACCGACGAUGAAACUUUGAUUGAAAAUGAAGAUGAGAGCGACCAAGCAAAGCAUUACCUGGAAAGCAACGAAAAAUACUACUUGAUGGCUCACAGUAUAAAAGAAAAUAUUAACGAGCAGCCAUCGUCCCUAGUGGGUGGAAAGUUAAGAGAGUACCAAAUGAACGGCUUAAGGUGGCUAGUUUCACUGUACAACAAUCACUUAAAUGGCAUUUUAGCUGAUGAGAUGGGUCUCGGGAAAACUGUUCAGGUUAUUUCUUUGAUUUGCUAUCUGAUGGAGACAAAAAAUGAUAGAGGUCCCUUCUUGGUUGUUGUCCCAUCUUCGGUUCUGCCUGGUUGGCAGUCAGAAAUUAACUUCUGGGCCCCAUCAAUUCAUAAAAUUGUUUACUGUGGGACUCCUGACGAAAGGCGCAAACUAUUCAAGGAGCAAAUUGUUCAUCAGAAGUUCAAUGUCCUUCUGACGACAUAUGAGUAUCUAAUGAACAAGCAUGAUAGGCCUAAAUUAAGCAAGAUUCACUGGCACUAUAUUAUUAUUGACGAAGGACAUCGCAUAAAGAAUGCAUCCUGCAAGUUAAAUGCAGACCUGAAACAUUAUGUUAGCUCCCACCGACUUCUGUUAACUGGGACCCCAUUGCAGAACAACCUAGAAGAAUUGUGGGCACUGCUUAAUUUCCUGCUGCCUAAUAUAUUCAACUCGUCAGAAGACUUUUCACAGUGGUUCAACAAACCAUUCCAAAGUAAUGGAGAAAGUUCUGCCGAGGAGGCAUUGCUAUCAGAAGAGGAGAAUCUACUGAUCAUCAAUCGACUUCACCAAGUUCUUCGACCAUUUGUUCUGCGUCGGCUGAAACAUAAGGUUGAAAAUGAGCUUCCCGAAAAGAUAGAGAGAUUGAUACGCUGUGAGGCUUCUGCUUAUCAGAAGCUGUUGAUGAAGAGGGUUGAGGAUAAUUUGGGUUCGAUUGGAAAUGCGAAGUCUCGUGCAGUGCACAACUCAGUAAUGGAGCUUCGGAAUAUUUGCAAUCAUCCAUAUCUUAGCCAACUGCAUUCAGAGGAGGUCAAUAACAUAAUUCCUAAGCAUUUCCUGCCUCCAAUUGUAAGACUGUGUGGAAAGCUUGAGAUGUUGGAUCGGAUGUUGCCUAAACUCAAAGCAACAGACCAUCGGGUUCUUUUCUUUUCCACAAUGACAAGGCUUCUUGAUGUAAUGGAGGAUUACCUCACCUUAAAGGGGUACAAAUACCUUAGGCUGGACGGGCAGACAUCUGGGGGUGAUCGUGGUGCUCUUAUUGAUGGUUUCAACAAGUCGGGUUCCCCAUUUUUCAUAUUUCUGUUGAGCAUUCGGGCUGGUGGAGUAGGAGUUAAUCUUCAAGCUGCUGAUACUGUGAUACUAUUCGACACUGACUGGAAUCCUCAGGUUGAUCUGCAAGCUCAAGCUAGGGCUCACAGGAUUGGCCAGAAAAAAGAUGUGCUUGUUCUUCGUUUUGAAACGGUGAAUUCUGUUGAGGAGCAAGUCAGAGCUUCAGCUGAGCACAAACUUGGAGUUGCUAACCAGAGUAUAACCGCUGGCUUUUUUGACAAUAACACGAGUGCUGAAGAUCGUAAGGAAUAUUUGGAAUCCCUUUUGCGUGAAUCAAAGAAAGAGGAGGAUGCUCCAGUAUUGGACGAUGAUGCCUUAAAUGAUCUUAUAGCUCGAAGGGAGUCAGAGAUUGAUAUCUUUGAGUCCAUCGACAAACAAAGGAAAGAAAAUGAGAUGGAAACAUGGAAUACCUUGGUACAUGGGCCAGGGUCAGAUAGUUUUGCCCACAUACCAUCUAUACCCUCUCGGCUUGUUACUGAAGAUGAUUUAAAACUACUAUAUGAAACAAUGAAACUAAAUGAUGUCCCCAUGGUUGCAAAAGAAUCAACUGUUGGCAUGAAGCGGAAGGAUGGUUCGAUGGGAGGCCUAGAUACUCACCAAUAUGGAAGAGGGAAACGAGCAAGAGAGGUUCGAUCUUAUGAAGAGAAAUUAACUGAGGAGGAGUUUGAGAAGCUGUGUCAGACUGAGUCACCUGAUUCACCCCAAGGCAAGGGCGAAGGAAGUGAAAGGAGCUUGGCGAAUGAUACAUCAAAUAUUCCGGUUGAAAAUUCUAGUGACACACUACUCCCUACAUCUCCGACACAGGCAAUUACUGUACAACCAAUGGAACCUGUAAGGCCACAGUCACAUACACUGAAAGAAGAAACACAACCUAUAAAACGUGGUCGUGGUAGGCCAAAGAGAACUGAUAAAGCCUUGACUCCGGUAUCAUUAUCAGCUGUAAGCAGGACACAGGCGACAGGGAAUGCUAUAUCAUCGGCAGCAACUGGUCUUGAUUUUGUUAGUUCAGAUAAAAGGCUAGAAGCCGCUUCUCAUCCUACUUCGUCUCUUGCCCUGACUUCGCCUGAUUUAUCUGGUCCUCCUGGUUUUCAAUCAUUGCCAGCAUCUCCUGCUCCUACGCCAAUAAGAGGCCGAGGUAGGGGAAGAAGCAGGGGGCGUGGAGCAGGAAGGGGAAGAAGAGUUGAAGGUGUAUUGCAUGGUUCCAACAGUUCUAUUACUCAGAGAACUGAAACCGCUACAUCUCUUGCAAGUGAUGCAGAAGCCACAAAAUUUGCUCUUCCUCGUUCUGCAUCUGAGAUUGUUUCAAGAGUCCCUAAAGCUAAUGAAGGAAGUACUUCGAAUCCUGACCAAGUAUCUCCCGUGCAUUCUGCCACUACUGCACUCCGAUCAGACAAAGCAGCAGAUAAGGACCUAGAUGCACCACCUGGUUUUGAUUCGGGAUCCCAUGUUCAGACGCUAAAUGUACUUGAAAAUUCAUCGGAAAGAAAAGCAUUUGCUGUAAAGAAGAGGCCUUUGAUCCAAGGUGUGAGCUCCCAGCAUCCAGGGCCUAAUAAACAGCCACUUGACUUGCCAGUCUCCACUAGCUCCACUUUGUUGGGUGGUGGCCCAGUGCAAAAUCAGAAUGCCGUCUCUUCUGUUUGUGAUGGAUCCAAAAGUCCUUCUGAGGGUCGAACAUAUACAGCUUUGCAAGGUGUGACAACUGCACCUUCUGAUGCUACUCUGCCAAUGAGUUCUCAACCUUCUGAUGCUACUCUGCCAAUGAGUUCUCAACCUGUCGGUUCUACGGUUGAAGCUCAAGAAGCCAAUGUUCCUUCUCUUCCAGCAGCCUUGCCUGCUAAGAGGCGAGUCCGCAAUUUGCCAAGCAGAGGAGAAACUCCUAAACGCCAAGGAAAGAGGCGUGGCCAACCUUUACCUGCAACCGAUGCCUCUUCUGCAAGGAGUACAGGAUUAACACCACAAAUAGAGGUCAAGGUUGGUAAUUUAUCAGGCACCAAAGCUAAGUUUGAUGCUGUUGCCAAAGAACAACCCCACUUCAGCCAGUCAGUUGCACCCGAUAUUCACUCUUCUGGUAGUUUGAGUCAGGAAAUUAGAAGAGACACCUCUGGUACUGGUGGUUCUGCUAGGAAACAAACUGCUGAUGUAACUGAUGUUGCUCGAGUCAUGAAAGAGAUCUUUUCAGAGACUUCCCUAUUAAAACAUAAAGUUGGAGAGCCUUCUGCAACAACGAGAACAAAUGUGCCUGACGCACAAUCCCCUGGUGAGAUGAAUUUGCACACAGUUGAGACCCACAAGGCAGAGGAUUCUUCUGGUCUUAAGAAUCAAGAAGCUUUAUAUAACCUGAGCAAGGCAGAUAAACUGGUAUCAGAUAUUCCUCAUCCUGUUCCUGGUGAUCUGACAACUUCAGGAUCAGUUGCAAACAAAGAUGUUGACAUUGGGUCGUCUAAGGUUGCUGCUGAAAAUGAGCUUGUCAAAAUUCCGGGUGGUGACGUAGAUUCUUCUGUAAUACAACUCUCUUUGGGAAAUACUUUGACUGCUAAAUCGUCUUUGGAAAAGUGCACUGCAGAUCAGCUUCUGGGAGAAAAACUGUCUCAAGAAGGUGAAACCACACCUGCUAGUGAUGGUGAAACAUGUCACCUGGCAGAAGAAACGGCAUCUUCAUUGAGUUAUGUUCGAUCUGAGCCUACUGCAUCUGCGUCGACAACUGCGGAACCUCUACCUACUGACAAGUUGGAAAAAAAUAUUUCUUUUCAAGAUGAAGUUAAAACUCUCAAUGGUGAUAAAAGAGAAGCUAUCCUCCUAAGUUCGGAAGAGCAAACGAAUGUUAACUCCAAGAUUGAGACAAAUUCUGAGGAACUUCAAGCCAGUAGAACAGAUGAAGUUCCACAUGUGGAUGGAAAAUCUGUUGAUGUUGCAAAUCAGACGGUGAAAGAAGAUGAGGCAAAACAUUCUGUUGAAAUUCAAUCGUCUAUGCUGGAGCCUGAUGAACUGCCAAAUGCUGGACAAAAGGGUCACAGUAGCAUUGACUUGCAGCCAUUGGUUUUAGUUACAAGCAAUGAGAAUGCUAUGUCCCUUGACGAUAAAGAUUAUGAUCCUAUCUCUAAAUCUGCUGAUAUAGAACAAGAUCCUGAAGAAUCUGUUUUUGUUCAAGGUGUUGGUAGGCCUAAAGUUGGUACUGCUGAUACACAGAUGGAGGAUACCAAUGAUGCCAAACUUCUAGUGGGUUGUUCAGUUGAGAGUGAGGAAAAAGAGAAAACUCUUCAAUCCCUCAUACCCGGUGAUGAUGCUGAUACAGAACAAGAUCCUGAAGAAUCUGUUUCGGAUCAAAGGCCUAAAGUUGGUUCUGCUUACACACAGAUGGAGGAUACGGAUGAGGCGAAACUUCUAAUGGGUUGUUCAGUUGAGAGUGAGGAAAAAGAGAAAACUCUUCAAUCCCAUAUACCCGGUGAUGAUGCUGAUACAGAAAAAAAUCCUGAAGAAUCUGUUUCCGUUCAAGGUGUUGAUAGGCCGAAAGUUGGUACUACUGACACACAGAUGGAGGAUACCAAUGAUGCCAAACUUCUAGUGGGUUGUUCAGUUGCGAGUGAGGAGAAAGAGAAAACUCUUCAAUCCCAUAUACCCGGUGAUGAUGCUGAUACAGAACAAAAUCCUGAAGAAUCUGUUUCAGUUCAAGGUGUUAAUAGGCCUAAAGUUGGUAAUGCUAACACACAGAUGGAGGAUACGGAUGAGGCCAAAGUUCUAGUGGGUUGUUCAGUUGAGAGUGAGGAGAAAGAGAAAACUCUUCAAUCCCACAUACCUGGUGAUGAUGCUGAUACAGAACAAAAUCCUGAAGAAUCUGUUUCGAAUUUUGAUAGGCCUAAAGAUGGGACUGCUGACACACAUAUGGAGGAUAUCGAUGAUGCCAAACUUCUAGUGGGUUGUUCAGUUGAGAGUGAGGAGAAAGAGAAAAGUCUUCAAUCCCAUAUGCCCAGUGAUGAUGCUGUUCUCCAUGCGCCUUUUGAGAACACAAAAGACAGUAAAGGAGAUGAUUUACAUGGAGAGUCUCUUGUUUCCUGUCCAACAAUGGAAGUGAUGGAACAGAAGGGGUUUGAAUCAGAGACACAUGCUCGUACAGAUUCAGGUGGUAUUGAUAGGGGAAAUGAGGUAUCAGAAAAUAUGUCUGAUGGCGUCAAAAUGAAUAUUUCAUCUGUGCAGGUCCCGGAUGCAUCACAUGAUUUAAAUGUAUCACAGGAUCAAACAGACAUUCCCCUAGUUGGUGGGAUAGACCCUGAACACGUACAAGAGAAUGUGGAUGUACCUGCAUCACCUCACGGAGCAGCGCCAAACAUUGUGAUUUUCCAGUCUGAGGGACAUCUGUCUCCAAGUAUCUUACCGGACGAUGUGGCAGGACAACUAGAAAGCAUGUCUAAUGACGAAAAAACGAAUAUUUCAUCUGAGCAGGUCCCAGAUGUAUCACAUGAUUUGAAAGUGUCUCAGGAUCAAACUGACAUUCCCCCAGUUGGUGGGAUAGUGCCUGAAAAUUUGCAAGAGAUUGUGGAUGUACCUGCAUCACCUCAUGGAGUAGUGCCAGACGUUGUUGUUUCCCAGUCUGAGGAAAUUCAAUCUCCAAGUAUUUUGCCCGACGAUGUACCAGGACAACCAGACGAUGGCAACUGUGAGAAAAUGGAUACCAUGCAGAACAAUACCUCUAUUGAUAUUGGCAUAACUUCAGGUAAGACAUGUCAGCCUUCAUCUUCUACCCAGCCUGAGGAUGAGAACAGAAAUAGCUUAUCACACUGUGAACCGUCAGAAGUAGUUGAACAAAGGGAUUCAAGAGAUCAAGUUUGCAUAGGGUCUGUGGAAUCUCAAGUAGAGAUCAGCUCUGCUAUACUGGAAAAUAGAUCAGCUGAUAUCCAGCCCCCGCAAUCCAUUUUGGUUGAUCAAAAGGAUAUUGAAGAAUCCAAAGAACCUGGUAUCGAGAGUGCUGAUGUGUCUUUACACCAAUUAGCUGAUAUCCAGGCCGAGCCAUCCAAUUUGGUUGAUCAAAUGGAUAUUGAAGAAUCCAAAGAACCUGGUACCGAGAGUGCUGAUGUGUCUUUACACCAAUUAGCUGAUAUCCAGCCCGGGCCAUCCAUUUUGGUUGAUCAAAUGGAUACUGAAAAAUCCAAAGAACCUGGUACCGAGAGUGCUGAUGUGUCUUUACACCAAUUAGCUGAUAUCCAGCCCGGGCCAUCCAUUUUGGUUGAUCAAAUGGAUACUGAAAAAUCCAAAGAACCUGGUACCGAGAGUGCUGAUGUGUCUUUACACCAAUUAGCUGAUAUCCAGCCCGGGCCAUCCAUUUUGGUUGAUCAAAUGGAUACUGAAGAAUUCAAAAAUCCUGAUGUGUCUUUACACCAAUUAGCUGAUAUUGAGCCCUCACUGUCUAUUUCAGCUGUGCAAAAGAAUAUUGAGGAUAAGGAUCAAAGUCACGUUGAAACUGCUGGAUCUGAGUUAGUUGAUGUCUCUGCCGAAUGUUCAACAGAACCUCAAGUUCAAUUACCGCCAUCUUCAGAGCCAGUGGGAGAUAUGCACGUUCAUUUAGGGGCAAGCAAAUCAGAAAUAGUUGCCGAAGGUACUGACUUCUCUUCAUCUCUCCCGAAGACGGAGGAAGAAAAUGCCAAGAGCCAAUUAGCUGACACCGAGCCAUCAUCGUCUCUUACAGCUGUGCAAAAGAACAUUGAAGAUCAAGUUGAAACUGCUGGAUGUGAAUUUGUUGUUGUCUCUACCGGAUGUUCAACAGAACCACAAGUUCAAUUACCGCCGUCCGCAGAGCCAGUGGUUGCUGAAGGUACAGAAUUCCCUUCUUCCCUCCUAAUGACCGGGGUAGAUAAUUCUUCCCAUCUAAUGACCGGGGUAGAUAAUGCCAAGACCCAUCUCGCUGAUGUUGUGCCUUCAUCGUCACCUACAACUAUGGAAAAGAACAUUGAAGCUCAAGAUCAAGAUCAAGUUACAACUGGUGGAUGUGGUCUAGUUGAUGUCUUGACCGAAUGUUCGUCAGAACCUCAACUUCAACUGCCGCCAUCCGCAGAACCAGUGAUUUCUGAAGGUACAGAACUCGCUACACUCCCAUUGACGGAGGAAGAAAAUGCUGAUAGCCAAUUAGCUAAUAUUGAGCCCUCAUCGUCUCCUUCAGUUGUGGAAAAGAACAUUGAGGCUCAAGAUCAAGAUCAAGUUAAAACUGCUGGAUGUGAGUUAGUCUCGACUGGAUGUUCGUCAGAACCACAAGUUCAUUUACCGCCCUCCGCAGAGCCAGAUGGAGAUAUACACGUUCACUUAAAGGAAACAGAGAAAUCUGAAAGCAUGGUUGUGGUUGGCGAAGGUACAGCAUUCCCUUCAUCUCUCCCAGUGACAGAGGAAGGAAAUGCUGAGAGCCAAUUAGCUGACACUGAGCCCUUUACGUCUCCUACAGUUGUGGAAAAGAACAUUAAGGAUCAAGAACAAGUUGAAACUACUGGAUGUGGGUUAGUUGAUGAUUCUACCGGAUGUUCGUCAGAACCUCAAGUUCAAUUACCGCCAUCCGCAGAGCCAAUGGAAGGUGGAUGUGAUUUAAUUAAUGUCCCUUCCGGAUGUUCAACAGAACCUCAAAUUCAAUUAUCGUCAUCCGCAGAGCCCGAGGAAGGUAUGCACAUUCACUUAGAGGCAGCAAUGAACUCUGAAACGGUGGUUACUGAAGGUUCAGAACUCCCUUCAUCUCUCCCAAUGACGGAGGACGAAAAUGCUGAUGGCCAAUUAGCUGAAGUCGAGCCCUCAGUGUCUCUUACAGUUGAGCAAACUAACAUUGAGGAGAAAGAUCACAUUGAAACUGCCGAAUGUGAGUUAGUUGAUGUCUCUCCCGGAUGUUCAUCACAACCUGAAGUUAAAUUUCCGCCAUCCCCAGAUGCAGUGGGAGGUAUGGACGUUCACUUAGAAACCGUUGUUACUGAAGACACAGAUUCAAAUUCAUCCCUCCCGAAGACGGAGGAAAAAGAUGCCGAGAAUCCAUCAGACAGGCUUGACGGUGAAUCCGAUGGUACAACUGUUGCUACUGUUGAAGGAACUUGUGUUGAGUCGAAUUCAUUGGUCGCCGAAGAGAGCAACAUAGAAGUGCCAAAAGACAAUGAAGAUGUGUAGUUCAUUUCAUCUAAUAUUAAGUUGUAAAACUUUUAAUAUCUAAUAUAACAAACCCAAUGUUGAAGAUGUAUUGACUGCAUCUGACUUAUUUAACUUAUCCUCUCAUUUGGGAAUAUUAAUAGGGCUUAGAAUCAUUUCUGAUCACUCUUUCAUUACUUUAGUCAUGACUUGUUUGCUACUCUCCUCGUCUCCUUAGUGUUCACUAAGAGUGCGGAUUUCAGAUCAGAACAAUGUCGGCACAUGACUGUUUCAAGUUUCAACCCUUCUAUUCCGUCCAUCGGCUCGGCUUUAACUUGAGACAAUGAAAGUGUCUACCAUUUCAGAAGGUG